CGGCACACACUCACACUCACGGCUGCUUCCAUCUAUCCAUGCAGUUCACUUCAUUGUACUGCCUGUGCUCAUCAAUUAGGCAAGAAUUAAGCCGUUUUAGAUGCAAUAAUUGUCUCUCGGCGCUUCGAAGAGGACUAUAAACCGAGGACAGAGGCGCAGAGAAGUUUUGAGUGCGAGAAAGCGGAGAGAAGCGACACACAGGGUCCGCGUGUUUGUUGCAGCCAUGCCCUCAGUGAUGGAGCGCUCGGGGGCCGGUGUCCUGUCCAGGAGCAGAGCCAAGACCGUAACCAACGGCAACAGCCAGCCGCACUCUGAAGAGGAGAGCAGCGAUGAAGAGCAUGCCCAUGACAGUAUGAUCAGAGUGGGAGGAGACUACCAGGCUCAGAUCCCAGAGUUCAAACCAGACAGUCCAACCCGCUACAAUGAGAAGGACCAGAGGAGCAUGUUGGUCUGGUGUCCCAACAGUCAGCUCUCUGAUGCAAUGUUGGAUGAGUACAUCCUGAUGGCUAAAGAGAAACAUGGAUACAACAUGGAGCAGGCUCUGGGCAUGUUGUUAUGGCACAAGCACGACGUGGAGCGCUCGCUUGCCGACCUGGCAAACUUCACCCCCUUCCCAGAUGAGUGGACAGUGGAGGAUAAAGUGCUGUUUGAGCAGGCCUUCAGCUUCCACGGAAAGAGCUUCCACCGCAUCCAGCAGAUGCUUCCAGACAAGCUGAUCUCCAGCCUGGUGAAGUACUACUACAGCUGGAAGAAGACCAGGACCAGGACCUCUGUCAUGGACCGACAGGCCAGGAGGCUGGUCAGCAAGAGAGAGAAAGAUGACAGUAACGAUGAGAUUGAGGAAGGAGACCCUGGCAGUGACAGCGACUUUGAGAUUGACACCAAGAAAGAGGCAGUGAAACAGAACCCAAACAACGCCAACCCUGACAAGGCAACCCCCAGUCGCUCUGGGCCGGUGAAGAAGGAAAAUAUCGGGGCUCAGUACCGCCACCACCCGCUCAGAGCCCGCCGCAGGCCACCCAAAGGCAUGCACUUGGAGCAGGCAGACAUCAUGUCAGUGUCAGCCUCCCACGAUGCCGGGGUGGUAACUAUACGACAGCUGGACACACAGUUGGUGUCACUCAAGAGACAGGUUCAGUCUAUCAAACAGAACAACAGUAGUUUGAAACAGGGCUUAAAUGAAGGCGUUGAAUCUUUCAAACCUGCUGAGCCUGCCCCUAAGAUGAACUCUCGUUGGACCACAGAGGAGCAGCUCCUGGCUGUGCAGGCUAUCCGUCGUUAUGGAAAAGAUUUCUCAGCCAUCGCUGAGGUGAUCGGGACCAAGACACCCGCUCAGGUGAGCUCGUUCUUCGUGAGCUACCGGCGCAGGUUCAACCUGGACGAAGUGCUGAGGGAGUGGGCGGCCGAGCAGGUGGCCACCAGCCGAGACCAGAGAGACCCCAGGAGGACCAGCGAGGAGAUGGCAGCUGCUACAGAUGGAGCCGCCGAGGAGGAUGAGGUCAAAAUGGAGGACUCUCCCUCGGACGUCGCCGGCGGCUCCUCUCCCCCCUCCUCCACCCAGACCCCCUCCUCUCUGUCCCAGCCUCCUCCGCUGCUGCGCCCUGCACCUCCCUCGGCUCCCCCCAGCCUCCUCCGUCAGCCUCCUCCUCUGCAGACGCGCCCGCUCCAGAACCGAGCGCCCCACAACCACCCUCCGCCUCCGCUCAUCCGGCCCGCAGUGACCACCUCAUCCUCCUCCAGCGGGAGCUCCAGCCUCAGGGCUUCACCUCCCAGCUCCUCUUCUGCUGCAGGGCAGAUGCCUCCGUCGCUGGUUGGGCUCAAAGUGGAGCAGCCCAACUCGCACUGAUACACACAUACACAAAUAUAUAACAGUAGGAAUAGAAACACACACAGAAAUUAGCAUGCAGACAAACAUACAAACACAACGCUUUCUCCUCAGAGAAAAUUCCUUCACCCUGUAACUCCGUCACUCCAAUUUUUUGUUCCUGGGACCAUCACACACCACAUGACCACAUGAUCCACUGCACACGCUAAGGUCCCAAAGGUGACAUCACAGCUCUUACAAUGCAGAAAGAGUGAAAGGACCCCGGCCCCCCGCGGGUCCACUUAGUGAGGCAGUGGCCUGAAGCCCCUUUACUGUACUAACAAACACCUACCUCCAGACCAUUGUUCACUAGCGCGCGCACACACACACACACACACACACACACACACACACACACACA
Messenger RNA from Epinephelus moara (kelp grouper), 2225 nucleotides. RefSeq names its product REST corepressor 2 (gene rcor2). Gene Ontology annotation, cellular component: histone deacetylase complex; transcription regulator complex. Gene Ontology annotation, molecular function: transcription corepressor activity. The coding region runs from base 224 to 1846 and encodes 540 amino acids. The record is from RefSeq and is a predicted model, not a curated record. Lineage: Eukaryota; Metazoa; Chordata; Actinopteri; Perciformes; Serranidae. Gene Ontology annotation, biological process: negative regulation of DNA-templated transcription; regulation of transcription by RNA polymerase II. The transcript has 14 exons.